Messenger RNA from Lolium rigidum, 1615 nucleotides. Its product is annotated as putative F-box/FBD/LRR-repeat protein At5g56810. Gene Ontology annotation, molecular function: protein binding. The transcript is spliced from 4 exons. The coding region runs from base 1 to 1569 and encodes 522 amino acids. NCBI's taxonomy places the organism in Eukaryota, Viridiplantae, Streptophyta, Magnoliopsida, Poales, Poaceae. The record is from RefSeq and is a predicted model, not a curated record.
AUGGCGGCGGCGAAGAAGGCGGAUCGCGACGAGCGCCAGGCGAAGUCGGCGGCGAGGAAGGCGGAGAGGGCGGAGAAGGCCGCGAGGAGGGCGGAGAGGAAGAAAAACGGCGCCAGCCCAUCGACGAUCAUCCUCUCCUCCUCCUCCUUCGAGUGGACAUCCAUUCCGGAAGACGAUGAAAAGGCCUUGCAACAUGAUCGGCUUAGCAAUUUGCCUGAUGACGUGUUGCUCAGUAUCAUAGAGCGACUUGAUGCUGCAGACGCCAUGAAAACCAGCAUCCUCUCCAGACGGUGGAAGCAGAUCCCGACUAUGCUCUCCAAAAUUCUUAUAAUGGUUGGUUCUGCAGACAACAUGCAAGAGAGGACCUGUGAUGUUGCUCGGGCCAAUGCAACCAUGCUUGGAGCAACCCGUAGCCUUCUGGAAAGCAGGAGUACAAGUCCAUACACCAUCCACCGCCUGUGCAUGCAAUUCUUCUUGGGAGAUGGAUCCAUUAAAUUUGGCCCGAUUGUUUCCAAAACCAUAGCAACACAUGUGGUUUCCUUUGCUGAGUUCACAAUUUUGACAGAGAAGGAUUAUGAACGCUGCAACCCUGUCGAUAUGCUUGCUUACGGGUGGCAGCUAAAGUUAUUCAUUUCUACUUGUCGGAACGCAUUCGCUUGUCUUGUACGACUCAAGCUAGAAAAUUUGAGACUAGGUGAAUCAGAUUUCCCUACCAUUCUCAAAUUGUGCAAACAACUGGGGUUCCUCCGCUUGGACAACUGUGAUAUGGGGCUUCGGUCCUUGCUAGCAGUCGAACACCCGCUACUCCGUGAGCUUGAGAUUAUCAGGAGUGAGUUUGAGAGGGUUGAUCUGAACUGUCUGCCAGAGCUCACAACACUGACCUUUUCUUAUUGGAAUUCUCUGCAUGAUCCUUUGUCUUUCGGCUAUGUCCCACUGCUCCACACCGUGAGCAUCAGUAAUACGGCUCUUUCAUGGCACAAGAUGCUCAAGUUAAGUGAAUUUCUUGGCAAAGCCACUGUAAGCAACCUGCAUCUUGGCUUUGAAAGCGAAAAGAUUUGGGCUAAACCUGAAGAUUCUACAGAAUUGUCCGAAGUGUUCAGCAAACUAAGGCUUGUCAAUUUGGCUGCUAUUUCUGAAGAAUGUGACCUGACUUGGACCUUGUUUGUUCUGCAAGGUGCACCUUCCCUUGAGGAGUUAUGCAUCAGGGUUUGCGAUUGUUUGGGGAUAUGGGAUGAGGAAGAGAGGAAGAAGCUUGGAUAUAGCGAGGAGAGGAAGGAUGCAGAUGCAAAAUGGGAAGCAUCUUAUUUCAAGCACCGCAAACUUUCUGUGCUCAGGAUCUUUGGGUUCCAAUCAGAAGACAAGUUUGUGGAUUAUAUCACAACUGUCAUGAAAGCAGCAGUCAAUCUGAAGGAGAUCUACCUGCAUGAGAAGCCAGCAUGUGAGGAGAAGUGUGAAUACCGCCGCCAGCGAGGUGACAGGUUCCCGAAGUCAAGGAAGCAGAAGAUCUUGGUUAGGAACAGCUUGGAUAUGCAUAUGCGCCCGCUAUUAAAGCUUCACUUCCGAUUUUAAGAACUUAUAUGCAUUUUUGCUUCUGCUGGAUAACCAGGAAACAUGC